Molecule: messenger RNA, 7784 nt
Organism: Erpetoichthys calabaricus (reedfish)
Lineage: Eukaryota; Metazoa; Chordata; Cladistia; Polypteriformes; Polypteridae
Gene: cipca
Product: CLOCK-interacting pacemaker a
Exons: 5
Coding region: 422-1633 (403 amino acids)
Biological process (GO): negative regulation of DNA-templated transcription; negative regulation of circadian rhythm
Cellular component (GO): nucleus
Source: RefSeq, a predicted model, not a curated record
AAAAAAAAUCUUAGAUAUCGCGAGUGUUACGUACUGUCUGGGAUUCGUUGGUGUGCGUUUGCUUUUGAGAAGAAACAAUUCCUGAUGGGUCACGCUUUUGUUUGUUUUUAUUUAUUAUUGUAAUAUGCUUCAUUUCGGUUAAUUGUUCUUCAAUAACAAGUACUGUGCGUAAGUCAAAGUGGGGUAUUGUAGGACUUCGGAUCUUACGGGCCAAGGAGGUUAGUCGCCAUCUACAAAGGAGCAUUGUACAGCUGUCCUGGUGGCAUGGUAAGAAAGCUGCAGUGGAUCAAGGAGAAAAUCUGUGCAUAUUUGAGAAGCUGAAGAAUCUGACAUUCGGAUGACUUCAUUUUUACAGAGCUAUAUAAAGAUGAGAGUUGCAAGAUUUCUCUGAACAAACAAACCCCUAGAAGUGAGAAAAGCAAUGAAUAAUAAAUCUAGAUGUGAAAGCUACAAGAGAGCUAAUGAAAGACAGCACCCGGAGAUGACUGAAAAGAAGAGACAUCUACAUGCACACUGUAGUAAGAGGGACUUGGACAGAGAUUCUGGAUUUUCAGAUGCAAGUUCAGAAUAUCUCAGUACAGUGGAACAUACAGACUCUGAAGAUGUACAGAAGCACCUGCCUCAGAAUGUAGGAUCUUGGUCACAGCAAGCCAAUGUUUCUGUUUUUGGUGGCACAUUCCCAGGACUGUCGCCAGUGAUUGUUAUGAACAAUGUUCUUCUGAAAAAUCCAGAUAAUGCUAUCCCACAGAUUAAACCCUGGGCUUUCCAUCCCUCACUCGAAAUGAUCCCACAACCUCAGGUGGUCUUUUUGCAACCUGUUGUUUCCAAUCCUGGCAACCAGCAAAAGAUACUGAAGCAGAGAAAGCAGAGAUUGGGAAACUAUCGUCCAUUGUUAAAAUCCUAUCCAAAAAUAGCUCCACAUCCAGGAGAUAAAACAUCGAAAAAGGCCACUUCCUUCUCUUCUUCACAGGAGUUGCCAGCUAAAAGCAAAACAGCAGCAUAUAAUUGGGAAAAGGAAGAUAAUGCAAUAACCAUAGAAAGUAGUGCUUCUGUUGACAAGUGUUCUGUUGUCAACAUGCAUGACGUAGGCAUCGAGCAGCCUUCACAUGACUGGCACCAGGCAAAGGAUGAUGUUUUAACUACUGAUGAAUCUAAUGAUGUAAUAGAUAAACCUUCUGAAACCAGUUACUUUCAUGAAAAAAUGUCACCGCAGUCUUCCAGUCUACCAGAAUUCAUAUCCAACUGCCCCUCAAUUAAUCCAUUACCCGUCCGUGAUCCUAAAAACAUUAGGAAUGAAGAAGACAGUACUGACAGUUUAUCACGUAUUAAAGAAAAUAAACGAAAACGUUUCUGCAAUACUUAUAACAUUCUCAGCAAGUCGGGUUUGCUAGGCAUCACUUUACGAACUAAAGAGUUAAUACGACAGAGCCGAAAAACCCAGAACGAGUUGGAGCUUCUGAAAGAGCACACCAGCCUCUUUUUAGAAGUUGUUAAAAGUGGUGACCCAGAAGUACUGACCAAGCUGCAGACAGCCAUGCUCAAGACAACCCACCUUGUAAGUGCAUCUCCAAAUGGAUGUAAUGAACAAAGAGAGGAAGCUCCAUCUUCACAAUAUUUUGCUAUGAACACGUGAUCAUUUUCAAUCACGUCUGUCUAAUAAAAACUUACGUAUUCUAUUAGACCUUAUUAAAGUGGUGCAUUGUUCUGCAAAGCAAUUGCUACAUAAUGCAAAAUGCAUUUUCAGUCCUAUUUAUUGUUGCCAAAUCUCAGUGUUACUAGGUUUCAGAUAUGGUAAUGAUAAUAAUAAAUAGAUUAUCCUGCAGAUGAUUGUAAAGCAGCAGAUGACUUGGAUGCACCUUGUAUGUUGACAACUUUGAAACAAUUCCCAAUGUCCAAUUUUGCUUUCCACAUUUUUUUUAAUGAAUUGAAAUGCACUGUUUCUGACAGCUGUGCCUAAUAACGUAUAUACCCUAUUGAAGUGUGUAACCACUGGGAACCGUUUUGUAAUUGCCUUUCAUCAUUUGACAGUAAAGGACAAAGUUGGAGUCCAUGUGCACAUUCUCAUUUAAAUAUUAGGGUUUUUUCAUGUUUUUUGUUUUUUUGUUUUUUUUUUUUUUUGAGUACAUUGUCAGAAUUCUUUUUUUUUUUUUUAUUCUAAGGAAAUAAUGUAUUUUGUGGAAAUGUAUUUUUAAAAUUGUCUUAUUGGUUGUAAUGUACAGCUGAGAAAAAAAGAUUAUGGUAAUUUAAUUUUGACAUGAUGACAAACAUUUUGAAGAAUGCUAGUAGUAGUCGCUUUUGUAUGAGAGUGAAAUUUUUAUUUUUUUAUUUUUGUGAAUUUAUAUGGUGUACUUUCAAUCACAAAAUGUCCUUAAUGAUUGUUAGUUGUCUGCCCUUGGGUAAUACUUAAGUGCACCUUCAGAAUGAUAGAUUUUUACUAGGAAAUGUGUACAAUUUUCACCUAAGAAUCUGAGGAUAAUUUACUAGCGAAACAGGAGAGUCUCUUGCUUACAUAAUUCAAAGUCACAAGGGGCUAUUGCCUAUCUUGGCAGGAGCAGAUGCAAGAACACCACAGUUGCAUUCACUCUUCUGGGCCGUUUAGCAUUGUCCGUCAGCCUAACACUUACGUCUUUAAGAUGUGGAAGGAAACCCAAUGCAGAUAGUUUGAAAAAGUGCACAUUCCACACAGUCGGUGCCCAGGCUAGAAUUCUAACGAGUCAGCAGUGCUAUCCGGUGUGUCAAAAGGAAUAGGGUGGGUGUUUUUUUUUUAGUUUGAAAUUUGGGGCAAAAAUUAUAAGAACAGUUGUCACCUUGGUGGAUUAUUUAGCAAGGGGCAGUGACACUUUAAUGGCUUGAACUGGGUGGUACAGUGUUCAUGAUGGAGAAAGGGUAUAAAGUACAUAGAUAUGAGAUGGAAAAGAAAAUGAUGUUUACUGCAUUAAUGGGAUUACUAAAAGCAAAGUGGUUUUGUUGUUGUUUUGUUUGUUUAUUUUUUGGUUUGUUUUUUUGCAGUUGUCAGUGACUUACCAAGCCUUGUGGCUACCCUUUAUGAAGCUGUUUGUAUCUGUCUGUUUCUUCAUUGCCCAUACAAUCUGAAAGAAUGAGAUCAUAAAUGAAGGAAUGGGUGCUGCUGGUGCUUUAACUCCAGUCUUAUUUGUUAUCAGUGGCUGUAACCUACUGUAUGUUUCUAAUUUUAAAAUGUUUUGUAAGCUCUGUAAACAGAUCAUGGAAUGGAUACAAGGACUGCAGACUCUCUGAUAUUCUUUGGGAAGGCCUCAUCAGUGGAACCUGUUCAAGCUGUUCCAUUUGUUUGUUGUUUUUUUUUUUUUGUAUUUAAAGUUGCAGAUUAAGAUGUAAAAAGCAGUGGUAGCAUAAUAUAAAAGAUGAGGAAUUCUUUUGCAUGGUAUCUUAAUGUUAACAGCAUAUGGAUAAAUGAAACAGAAAACUUAAGUUGUGCACAGUGUGUAUUUUUCUUAGGAAAUGAACCACCUGCAAACUGCAUUGAUAAAGAACAUUGGGCAAAGAAAUGUACGGUUUGUGUUAUUUAAUGCAACUUUUUAGUACGUUGACACUUUUUAACACAAAAGUACUUGAUAAAUACUUUGUCCCUUUAUGUUCACACACAAAUUCUUAAGCUUUGGUUACUUAGAACUUAAGAGCUGCUGUGUCUCAGCAUUCUUUUUAAUAACAACUACCUUACAUAACUUCACUCAUGUUGGUCAAAAGGAUAAGCGAACAUGCAUGGGAAAACAUUCAAUUAAAAUAUCUGGCAAUAUGGAUUAUUGACUAUAUUUUGGGUUGAUAUUGAUUAUUCAUAUGUAUCCCCUCAGAGAGUGCCAGAUUGCUGAGCACAUGCCCCAUGUUUAACAUCGGGGGAAAUGUCCUUUUUGUCGUAAUAUUUAUUGGUAAUCCUUUAACUUCUCAUCAUGUUGGCUGCAUAAAGGUAUUCAAUUUAGCCUCUUCAAGUGUAAGGUCACUUUACAGGUACGAAAAAAUGUAUGGUCUUAAUGUUCAAAAUGGGACACCUGCAGAAAUGCAUAUACAUAUUAUGUCUGGCAUUAUUCUGACUUGAAGUUAAAAUUUUGAAGUGUUUCAUGCAUGUUUAAAGAAUUUCAUUGUUUGAAAUUGUUUCAUGCAAAAGAUAAUAGGGAACAAGAAUUUCAAUACUGUAUUUUAUUCUUUCAUAAGCCUUACAUUGAUUUUGUUGUUUAUUUUGGAGGAUUAUGUAUUGCUGGUUGUAUAUUCUGAAAACUGACUCACUGAAAUAUUGCCUUGCAGAAGAAAAAUCAAAACCACGUUCGUUUUUGUAUUGUGUUAUGUGUUGUCUAAUUAAGCAAGAACAUUGCACAUAGUCUACUCCUAUCAUUUAAGCUAAUAUCAUGUGCGUAUAUGCUAAAUUGUAUCCGCCUUUGUUGCACCUUCUGCUACCUCAUUAGCUAUACAAUUCUGAGAUUAUAGUGUUGAAGCUAGGAAGACCAGCAAAUUUCUCAAAAUCAUGUUUCUGAAAAUUAAAUUCUAAUGUCAUAUGAUCCAUUGUUCUAAUGGCCGUAAAGGAGUACGACAUCACUUUUCCUCAUUAAAUAACUUGAGGAAUAACCCGUUUUCUUAAGUAGAUGUUUGAUAGUUGUAUGAUCUAAAUACAGAAUAGAAUAGAAUGCCUUUUAUUGUCACUAUACACAUGUACAAUGGGAUUAAAAGCAGCUCCUCCAGUGCAGACAUAUAUGUAGAACACAACAAACAAAUAAACAAAUGGUGCAAAAAGUUGCAAAAAAAAGUUACGCGAUGCUAAAUACAUAUGGAAAGAAUAAAUAACUAUUGCACUAUUGGGUUAUUGCACAUUAUUUAAAUAAUAUAAAAAAUAUUGCACAAUAAUGAUGAUCAUGUUCAGUGAGUAGUGGAUGUUGGAUCCUGAGAGUAAUGAUAUUGUACAGUAUACAGAUAUUGCACAGUUAUUAUCAAUACCAUUUAGAUAUUGCACAGUUGAUGGAUAGAAGGAAGUCCAGGGGUUGGGGGGUUAGACUGUGUAGUCAGUGCAUGUGUGAGUUUAGAAUGGUUAUGGCUUUUGGGGAAAAAACUGUUCUUGAAUCUGUUUGUCCUUGUUGUGAUGCACCUGUAGAGCCUCCCUGAAGGCAACAGGUCGAAGAGAUCAGAGCCAGGGUGGGAGCCGUCCUUGAUGAGGUUUUUUGCUCUGCUAAGGCAGCGGGAGGGGAGAGGGCAGCCGAUGAUCUUCUGUGAUCCAGAUGGUAGGGUUAUCAUGGAUGGCCCUUUAAAACUGAAAUGUCUGACCCCCUCCAGUAAACCGGUAUACACUUUUUUAGUUUCACUUCCGUUUGUAAUGUAUUCAAACCAGAGAUUGUUAUAUGUGGUUUAUGGUUCAUAUCAAUAUUGUAGAGAUGAGAAAGCAGCGAUAUUCAUUGUGAUUUUAUUAGCUGGGAAAAAUGUAUUUUGCUCCCUAUCCUCCUUUUUCAUAAAUACAAAACUGAGAAGCUUUCUUUUUAAAUAAGGAUAUUCUUGAUUAUCUAUCCCAUAUUGUUUUAACAGUCAUGCUUUUGAAAAUGCAUCAUCAGUUUGACAUUUUGCAGUUUUCCUUUAAAAUAAUAAAUGCAACACUAUUAUUGUGACUGAAUACUCGCAUGACCACCUUUGUAUAUACGAAGUGUUAAAUGCAGCCAGUCUGCAGUACGUAAUGAGCCAUUUAAACGUGACUGGCCACCUACAUAACUGUCCAGAUUGUUAAUGUAUUUUGGAUGGAAAAACCAAAGAACUUGUAAGGGACGUUUUUUUCUUUUUUUUUUUUUUUAAUAUGUCCACUUAAUUAAAUUCACAGUUGUUGGAAAUAUUUUGGAUGGAGGCUGGAGCUCACUGUAAUUGGAACUCCAGGCCAGUUACAUCCACACGAGUUUAGAAAGGUUAAUCAGCUUCAGUAACAGUGUUUGGGGAAAAGUGCUGAGGAACCCACACACCCAAAAAAUAUAUUAAUUAAACAUCUCAAAGUACUUCAGCUUUAUUAAAUUAAAUGGGUGCUAUUUGUUGGGUUGUAUUGUUUAACUGCACAUCUUGAAAUUCAUGCACACUCUGUUGUAUCGCCUAUCACGGUGGCACAGGAUGAUGAUGAUCUUCAUAUUGUAGUGUUGUGCCUCCUGCUGUAUUUUAUCUGGUAAAUGCUGGUCUGAUAGGCAGAUUAUAGAAGCAGAACAUUAUAAAGAAUUUUGCAAUUUGUUUUUUUAACAAGCCAUUCUAAGCAGUUUCCAGUUGCCCCAAGAAAAUUGUGUAAAGUAAUUUAGAAAAGAUUUCCUUUUUGGGAAUUCUAAUUGUUACAGAGGAAAAUGUGAAGUAUUUAACUUACAUUGAACAUCACUGUAUAGUACAACUGUAGCAUCUUCACCUCAUUUGUCUACACCAAGCCACUGGCUGUUGGGUUGUGAUGUCAGCGUAAAAGAACAGAAUUGCAGCCUUGAAAGAGUUUUUUAGAAAUUGUAUUUCUUUUGAUUUACUAAUGAAUACGUAAAUCAUAUUUUUAUAUCUACCUUUGUCGUUGUGUAGCAAUCAAUGUCUGUGUCUCAGUGAGGUAACUGGGAUUUUUAUUAUUAUUAUUAAUGCUAUUUUUAUUUUGUUUUUUUAAGCUUCUACAGCACGGUGGCACAGUGUGGGUGUCAUUGCCUCAUUGUAAGGAGACCAGGGUUUGUGUCCCAUGUCCUCCUUGCGUGGAGUUUGCGUGUUGUGCUCCAGUUUCCUCCCACUGCUCAAAGACAUGCAGGUUAGGUGAAAUGGUGACGUGAGUGUCCGCCUUGCUAUGGGCUGGUGUCCUGCCCAGGGUAUGUUCCUGCCUUGUGGCCUGGGCUAGCUGGGAUAGGCACCAACACUUCCCUGUACCCUAGUCUGGUUUAAGUGGCUUAGCAAAUGACAUGACAUUCUACUCAUCGCUUUUCAUUUUGCCCUAAAUUAGCAAUAAGGGUUUAAGUGGUCUUCCAUAAACGGCCUCUUUUCAGAUGUCAGUAAGAGCUAGCAGUCCAUUUUGUGAAUGUGUUUUAAAUUACCGAGUGAUACUGCUUGGUGUGAUUAAAGAAGCACUUCUUUGUACGGGAUAUUCAGUAUGUGUAAAAUUUAAAGUGAAUGUUAUGCACUUUCAUUUGAGUUUGGUACUGGUGUUGUAGAAUAGAUCAACAGCUGGAUGUGUCCCUAAAGCAAUAGGUGUUAAAGAUUUGGGCCUAUUCUGGAUCUGUGCUUUCGAUGGGCUGAUCCUCAAUGUCCGUUGUGGUUCUGUAUAUUUUCUUUGUUGUUUCAAGUUUGUGAAAACUAAAGUAGAACUUGUUACUGAAUGUUAUGAUGUUCAUAUUUCAAAGGAUUAUAUUAUCCCAAAUGCAUUUUACAGUAAAUAACAUUUUUCUCUCUAAAAGCUCAUACUGUUAUUAUUUCAUGGAAUUUUAAAAACAUCAGAAAAGCUAAUAAAACAAAAUGUUAUAAAUAUACCUUAAUUUUAAGUUGUUUUAAAAAUGGUUGUACACAAGAUUUUUUUUUUUUUUUUUUUAAACAGAGUUGGAGACCAAGGACAGAAAUGAGUAUUGUUUGUGUAUUUUUUUUUUUUUAACUUUAUGAAACCAUUUUGAAGUUAUUUCUUCUGGAUUUUAAAUCUAUGCAACUGUUACAGGAUUGGUUUAUGCUAAAAGUUUUCCAUUACUGCAUUUUCUAAAUCUCCUUUAAGAUCUUGUAUUUAUUUGUCAAGUGCCCUCUUUUUAUUAGUUGUGUUUUCACAGACAUUUUAACUUAAUAAAGCUGUUGCUUUCUUA